Molecule: messenger RNA, 2184 nt
Organism: Nicotiana tabacum (common tobacco)
Lineage: Eukaryota; Viridiplantae; Streptophyta; Magnoliopsida; Solanales; Solanaceae
Source: RefSeq, a predicted model, not a curated record
AUGCUACUCGGACAAAAUCUAUAUCAAGACAUCCUAGUUAUUCUAGAUAAAUGCAAGAGUCUUGCUCUACUCAAGCAAUUGCAAGGCCAUCUCAUUACCACUGGUCAUGGCCAAACGCAGCUUUAUGCGUUCAAGCUUGUUCGUUUCUGCACCAUCACUCUCUCAAACCUCCAUUAUGCUCGCUUAAUCUUCAAAUACCUUAAUUUUCCCAAUGUUUACCUUUAUACUGCGAUGAUUACUGCAUACACUUCCGUUCAAGAUCAUACAUCAUCUCUUUUGUUAUACCGUGGAAUGGUUCGUAAUGGCUUGUCAAGGCCUAACCAUUUUGUAUUCCCUAUAAUCUUAAAGUCUUUCCCUGAAGUUAUAAAGUCUUAUGGGAUUGAAAUGGCGCAUACCCAUAUUGACAAAAUGGGUUUUGGAAAAUGCCCUGUUGUUCAGACAGCUCUAUUGGAUGCUUAUUCAAGGUCUUCGUCUGAUAUUAAAGUUGCACGGCAACUGUUUGAUGAAAUUACUGACAGGAAUGUGGUUUCAUGGACUGCGAUGAUAUCAGGAUAUACUAGAGUUGGGCAAAUGGGGGAUGCUAUUUUGCUUUUUGAAGAAACUCCUCAGUGUGUAAGAGACACUCCCUCGUGGAAUUCCAUAAUUGCGGGGUGUACACAAAAUGGGCUGUUUUCUGAGGCCAUUUCAUUUUUAAGAAGAAUGAUAGUUGAGGAAGGUAUGGUUCAAUGGAAUAAGCCUAAUGAUGUUACAUUUGCGUGUGUACUUGCUGCUUGUGGGCAUACCGGAAUGCUUCAGCUCGGAGAAUGCAUUCAUGGGUAUGUGUAUCGGAAUAGUGUUCAUUUGAAUUCACUUACUUUGAAUGCUCUCAUUGAUAUGUAUGGUAAAUGCGGGAGCUUGAGAGAAGCAAGAUAUCUUUUUGAUAAGGCUAAUAGGGGGAGUUUGACAUGUUGUAAUUCUAUGAUCAAUUGUUUGGCCCUUCAAGGUCAUUGGGAAGGUGCUAUUGGAGUUUUUAAAGAUAUGUUGCAACAUGGCGAUGAUUUAAAACCUGAUUCAGUGACUUUUAUUGGCUUGUUGAAUGCUUGUACUCAUGGAGGGUUGGUUCAAGAGGGGCUUAGUUAUUAUGACUUAAUGACUAGGAUAUACGGAAUUACUCCUGAAAUUGAGCAUUAUGGGUGUUUAGUUGAUCUUCUUGGUCGAGCAGGUCGGUUUGAGGAAAUUAUGGAAAUUGUUAGAAAUAUGCACAUAACUCCAGAUGCUGUUAUAUGGGGUACCUUGCUUAACGGCUGCAAAAUUCAUGGGCGUAUUGACUUGGCUGAAUAUGCACUGAAAAACUUGAUUAGUAUUGAUCCAAAUAAUGGUAGUUAUUACUCUAUGCUGGCUAAUUUAUAUGGGGAGUUGGGGAAGUGGGAAGAGGUUCGAAAAAUAAGGAAGAUCCUAAAUCAGCAGAAUGCUUAUAAAGCUCGUGGUUGCAGUUGGAUUGAGCUUGAUAGCCAAGUUCAUCAAUUCUAUUCAGUAGACAAAUCUCACCCUAGAAUGGAAGAGAUAUACUCAGUUUUGGAAUAUUUGAUAGAGGAGACGCCGGGCUUGCGGACACCUGCAAGGCUACCUCAGUGUCUCGGUGGACUGAAGGCAGGCUCCCGAGCUAUUGCUGCUAACCAAAGGAUACUCAGGUACUCCAACCCACCGACAGUAGCACUCUUUCACCUCUUGUCAGCUGAAUUGAGAGCUAGACUCGGCCUCAGGGCCAAUGCCACCCUAAGUGUGGCUGUGAAUCAUGUACCUGAUGUCGUGGGUGAGAGUGACUCCCCAGUCCCGAAUCUGCCUGGCCUAUCUAUUCCAGAUCCAAGUAUUCCUGUUCCAGCUGUGGCAGAGGGUGCUACCAUCUCUCCCGCUGAUAUUCCUGAUCUUGAUGCAAUUCUAGCUUCCGGUCCCGGGGUUUCUGAUGGGGACCUUAGAGGAGCCAUCCAUAUGUUGACCCACGGACAGGGAGAUUCUGCCCGCUCCAGAGUCAACCAGUUUCUGCGGUUGGCCCCUCUAGAGUUCACUGGCACAGACCCAGAGGCCGAUAUGCACCUUGAUGAAAUGUAUAAGACCCUUCGAGUGAUGAAGGCUACAGAGACGGAAAGGGUUGAGUUGGCUUCAUACAGGUUGAGGGGAGCAGCGUAUUCGUGGUUCGAGAUGUGA